This is a messenger RNA of Mesorhabditis belari, 807 nucleotides long. Lineage: Eukaryota; Metazoa; Nematoda; Chromadorea; Rhabditida; Rhabditidae. The record is from the annotation of a GenBank genome assembly.
AUGGGAGUGAAAGAUAAAGAAGAAGAGCCACUAAUAAGCGCAAUGAAGCGUCAACUGGCGAGGGCAGGGCUGAGGAAAUGGUUGUAUGGAAUGAUCGGGCUCAUUCUCAUAUUUUUGGCCUAUCGAUGGUUGACAAAAAAAAACGAAUACACAGAGGCGGAUCUCUUUCGAAUGGGAUAUCGAGGAGAAUUGGUACUCAACAAUGUGGGCCGGCCAAAUUUGUCACUAGCCGCGAAAAAUCCCAUUGGGAAUACAGUGAAAUUGGAUGUUUAUAUGGAGGCACAAUGUCCAGAUACAUCAAGAUUUGUUCACAAACAAUUGAUGAAAGCUUGGGAGAAAUUGGGCACAAGUGGACGCGUUGAAUGGACAAUUAUCCCCUUUGGAAAAGCACGAUGCACAGAGAAGGGAGGAGAUUUCGAAUGUCAAUGUCAACAUGGGUCAAAUGAGUGCAUUUUGAAUCAAUUGAUGAACUGUGUAAUCGAAAAGACCGUUUAUCCGGAGAAAUUCAUCCCAAUUGUCAAUUGUAUUCAAGGAGAGAGAAAUCUUGAGUCAGCCACUGAUAAAUGUUUGACCGAAAAAGAGGGACUUGAUCAAAAGUUAAUGAAAGAGUGUGCAUCGGGUUCAAAAGGUCGUCGUUUAUUGGCCCUAGCUGGUGCUCGGACAGUGGCCCUUCGCCCUCCUCUCACCUUUGUCCCGUGGAUUGUGAUCGAUGGUGAACGGGUGGCCGACGCUUUGUAUGAUCUCACUGAUAAUUUAUGCAAAAAACUUCAACCAGCACCUGAGGGAUGUGCUGAAUAUACGAGGAAA